AUGAACUUCAUCAGCGCUUCGUUGAGGUCGCCUGCUCGUGUUGCACAUCUGGCACGAAGUUACCCGCGGCGAACAUUCACGUCAACUUCUGCCGUGUUGUCUGGCCAUAAUAAGUGGUCUAAGAUCAAGGACAAGAAAGCGAAAGAAGACAAGGCACGGGGAUCACUGUAUACAAAGGCAGUUCGAGACAUUGUGGUUGCCGUACGCACGGGCGGUUCGACAGAUCCUUUAUUGAAUGUCGCGCUGGCAAACGUGCUUAAACGCGCAAAACAGGAUGCUAUCCCGAAGAGCACAAUCGAGAAUGCUUUGGCCAAGGCCGGCGGUGGUAAAGAAGGCGCAGCCAAUAUCACCAUGACAUUCGAGGCGAUUGCUCAUGGUAGUGUCGGUAUAAUAAUAGAAACCUUGACGAACAACAAGAAUCGGACCGCUGGCGACAUCAUGAGCAUACUGAAAGACCAUGGGUCUGCGCGCUCUGGCAAAGUCGACUUCAUGUUCGAACGCAAGGGCGUCAUUCGCGCCACCAUUGAUUCUAAUCCUGCAGAGGAGGAGCAACUCGGUGCUCUCGUCGAGGCUGCGUUGGAAAAGGAGGCGGAAGACUUUGACUCAAAUAAGGCAGGGGAGAAUGAGCCGACCGAAGUGGAGCUCGUAUGUGCACCUGAGGCGCUCUCCCGUGUGACGCAAACGGUCUUGGGGCGAGAGUGUGUUAGCUUGAUAUCGAGCGAGCUUGCAUGGAGACCAAAAGAAGCCGUUGAGCUUGGGGAUGAGAUUGAGAGCAGCAUCAGCGAACUUGUUGACGAGCUCGAAGAGCACGAAGACACGAUGCGAGUAUGGACUACGUUGGGCUGA
Peniophora sp. CBMAI 1063 is the source of this 846-nucleotide messenger RNA. Lineage: Eukaryota; Fungi; Basidiomycota; Agaricomycetes; Russulales; Peniophoraceae. The record is from the annotation of a GenBank genome assembly.